Fraxinus pennsylvanica is the source of this 1293-nucleotide messenger RNA. The record is from the annotation of a GenBank genome assembly. NCBI's taxonomy places the organism in Eukaryota, Viridiplantae, Streptophyta, Magnoliopsida, Lamiales, Oleaceae.
AUGAAUUUCAUAAAAAACCCAAAAGAAAUUCUGGUGCAAUUCUCCAGAUGGAUCUCGGAUCUUGACAGGAGGCUACUGCUUUUAAUCCUUUUACCCAUUUUACUUUUUAUCUACGUUUCUCUCUUGUCAAUCAACGCCAACACCACCAGGAAAUCCUUUUCCAAUUUUGGCCCUUUCAAAUCCAUAUUCAAGAACUACUCCCCCAUCAGCCAUGACGAUGAUGUACAGAACAAGACCCAGCCCGAGCCUAAGAAAGGGCCGAGAAUUGCGGUUUGUUUAGUUGGCGGGGCUAGGCGAUUCGAGCUCACCGGCCCGUCCAUAGUGAAGAGGAUUCUCAAAGUGUAUAAUAAUUCCGAUCUCUUUCUUCACAGCCCGUUGGAUUCGAAUACUUACAAGUUUACGCUUCUGAAGAAGGCUCCCAGAAUCGCCGCCGUGAAAAUCUUUCGGCCGCAACUGAUUCCGGAGACUGAGUCCCAGCUCCGAGUCCUCACUUCUCAGAACUCGCCAAACGGCAUACAGGGCCUGUUGCAAUAUUUCAAUCUGGUUGAAGGAUGCCUAACAAUGAUCCAAUCAUACCAAGAAAAGAACAACUUUACGUAUGACUGGAUUAUCCGAACCCGAGUUGAUGGGUACUGGUCCAAACGGUUGGCCCCCGAUAACUUCAUCCCAGGUCAGUACGUAGUUCCACCGGGUUCCUCUUACGGUGGCCUAAAUGACCGUUUUGGCGUCGGCGAUGUUAACAGCUCGAUCGUUGCACUUUCAAGACUUUCAAUGGUUCCCGAACUUGACUCUGCCGGGUUCACACAGCUUAACUCGGAAACAGCAUUCAAGGCCCAACUCACGACUCGAAAGGUCCCUUAUGUUACCAAACCCCUUCCGUUUUGUAUAGUAACAGAUCGUCAAUAUGACUUCCCCCCGGCCCGUUUUGGUGUCCCGGUGGCAGCGUUGUCUAGCCCAGGCGCAUUAAGUGGGGCUAAAUGCAGGCCUUGUACACCAGUGUGUACUGGGUCGUGUGUUGGGCCUAUAAUGAGUAGGCUUGACAAAGGAUGGAGCUGGACUGAAUGGGCCAACAACACCGUACAGCUUUGUGAUGCCCAUGAUAAAUGGGAAAAUGGGUGGGAGAAAAUAUUUGAUAGAGUAGCUGGGAAAAAGCUAGCCGCGGUGAGGAAGGAAGUUUGGUCCCUGAAAAUCGAGCAGUGUAUCAAUGAUUUUGAGAAGUUGAGAAAUCGGACGGCCAGUUGGGAGACUCCGCCAGUAGCUGAGAUUUGUGGGCUUGGUUUGAAAUCUAAAUGA